Messenger RNA from Gavia stellata (red-throated loon), 2679 nucleotides. RefSeq names its product PHD finger protein 21B (gene PHF21B). The record is from RefSeq and is a predicted model, not a curated record. The coding region runs from base 1 to 1821 and encodes 606 amino acids. NCBI's taxonomy places the organism in Eukaryota, Metazoa, Chordata, Aves, Gaviiformes, Gaviidae. The transcript is spliced from 15 exons.
AUGGAGCUACACAGCUUGCAAGAGGCGUUAAAAGUGGAAAUCCAAUGUCAUCAGAAACUAGUUGCACAGAUGAAGCAAGAUCCACAGAACGGGGAUCUUAAGAAACAACUCCACGAAAGGCAAUCAAGAAUAGCAGCUCUUAAUGAGAAACAAAAGCUGGCGGUGCGGAGCUGCCCCGCGGCCGUGCUGGUGGGCAGCGGCGCCAGCGGCAGCGCCAAGCCCGGCGGCGUCCCGGCGCUCCUCAAGGCACCCGGCGGCGGCGGCGGCGGCGGCGGGAGCCCCAGCGGCAGCCCCGGGCAGAGCCUGGCCAUCUCCGUCCUGCCGGCCAGGGCUCCCAUCGCGAUGGUGACGGCGCACCUCAACGGCGGGCUGGGCUGCAGCGCCGCGGGCGUGGAGCCCCCGCAGACCGCCCCCAUCAACCUGCAGACCACGGCCAAGCUGCUCGGCGCCCGCCGCCCGCCCGAGCUCGGCUCCAACGCCCAGACUUUGGGAACUAUCACUGCAGUGCCCAUUAAGGUUCCUCAGGUCAGCUCCUUGCAGAGGUUGGCAGGACAAGGACCAGCAGUGCUACCUCAGGUUAGGCCAAAGACCCUGAUUCCAGACAGCCUCCCUAUCUCCCCGUGCAGAGACCAGCCUUCCAAGCAGCCUCCUACCUUCCAGAAGGCAACCGUAGUCAGCAUCAAGAACCCCAGCCCUGCCCUCCCCACCGCCAAUAACACCGUCAGCCAUGUACAGACGCCUAACAGCCAGCCACAAAGUGUCACCGAGUCUACAGCUAUUUCAUCACCUCUGAGCAGUGCAGGUGUGGCGUACGCCAUCAUUUCCACCUCCCCCAACAAUGCAACUCCUAUCAGCACCAGCGCGACUGUCUCUGUGGUCAACGACAGCAUUAAAGUGCAACCACUCCUCAUUAGUGCCGACAGCAAGGUUAUCAUUAUUCAGCCUCAAGUCCAAACCCAGACAGAAAGUAAAGUGGAGACAAAGAAACCUCCUGAAGAGUCAGCUCAGGGACCCCCUGCUACCAAAAAGAAAAAGGAGGAAAAUCCAGAGAAAAUUGCCUUCAUGGUAGCAUUAGGACUGGUUACAACAGAACAUUUGGAAGAAAUCCAGAGCAAGCGUCAGGAAAGAAAGAGAAGAAGCACAGCAAAUCCAGCCUACAGUGGACUCUUGGAAACAGAGCGGAAACGCCUUGCAUCAAAUUAUUUGAAUAACCCCUUGUUCCUUUCCACAAGAGCAAAUGAGGAUCCAUUCUGGAAGAAUGAGAUCCACCACGAUGAACACUGCACUGCUUGCAAGCGUGGCGUUAACUUGCAGCCCUGUGGCACAUGUCCCAGAGCAUAUCACCUCAACUGCUUGGACCCCCCCCUCAAAACUGCCCCCAAGGGGGUUUGGGUCUGUCCAAAGUGCCAACAGAAGGUGUUAAAGAAAGACGAUAAUGUGCCAUGGACUGGAACUCUGGCUAUUGUUCACUCCUAUGUUACUCAUAAAACAGUCAAAGAAGAAGAGAAGCGAAAGUUAUUAAAGAGAAGCAGUGAGCUGAAGAGUGAGCACAGACAGUUAGAAGAAAAAGAUCGGCUUCUCAACAACGCAGUGAAGAAAUGCUUAGAGCUAAAAACCAGCCUGUUGGCCCAGCAGAAAGGGACUCAGUCAUCACUGGAACGUCUCAAAACCCUCAUUAGACUGAUACAAAACGAGCAGAUGAUUCAGGUUACCAUGACGACCACCACCACCUCCUCCCUGCUAACUGUGCCCUGGAUCAAACCCUCCUCUGCCUCUGCUGCCAUGCACAAAGCCUUGCAGCAAUCACAGGGUAACAACUGACAGAGCCAGCCGCGAGAGAGCGAAGGAAGGGGGGAAAAAACUUUAUACACAUGCGCAGAGGAGAGAUUAAACUGAAACAAAGGAGAGAAGGAACAAUCUCAGUUUUGAUACGCGUAGAAACUUGGAAACCCAUCAGUCCAGUUUGUAGGUCACUGUGGCAGCAGGUUCCCACGGAGCGGGUCGUGCUGCGGUUUUGUAUUUGCCGAGACCUUCAGUGCUUAUGAGAUUUUUUUUGUUAUGUUGGCCUUAAUGUAUUUAUGACUAAGGAGGAAGAGGAAGAGCAUGGCCGAUAGGAAGCGGGAUAGCCUUUUGUGGGGGGCAGACAGGUUUCCAGUUCUGCUUUAAGGGGAAAAUUGUCAAUGCAAAGAGUUAGUGAGCUAGUAGAGAAGUAGUUGGGCUGAAAGCCCUUUGUGGGAGGGAAAUCGGUGAGAUAACCAUGAAACUGAACUACUUAGGACUUGACAUGGAUUCUAAUCAGAGGAACAAAGUUGGCCCCGUUGAUUCAGGCGACCUGGAGAUGGGGCCGUUUUGACCAGAACGGCGUCACGGACACUCACAGAGCCUUCGCAACAAAAGAUCUGGGUUUUUUCAGUAUUAUUAGAGUUGAGAAUUGCAGAUAUUUAAAUAAAGAAACUGUAUGAAGUUAGCGUUUCUAGUAAAAUAUUGAAGUAUUUUCAUGCUGAUGCUUCUGUAUAUGCGUUCCGAAGUAUUUAAAGAAGUAUGACUGUAAAACUCCUUACUUUUUUGCAGGUCCUUUUUACUUAUUUUGCUAUCGGUGUAUUUUUCUCAUGGAGUUUUUGUGCAAGAUUUAGCAUAAACCAUGGUAGUGGAUAUCUUUGGCAGGUUGGGUUUCGUUUU